AUGGAUCCCUUGUUUUGGCCAUCAGAAGCUAACAGCUUUCGGCGUUUCACCCCUGAGUCCUUGGCAGCAAUCGAGGAAAGAAUUGCUGAGAAAAAAAAGCAGCAAGCCAAAGUUAACCAGGAGAAUAAGGACCAAGGAGUUGAAGAAGAUAAACUUACACCUCAGCUUGAUCUGAAAACCUGCAAAAAACUGCCAUCUCUUUAUGGGGAUGUUCCUGUGGAGCUCAUUGGGGAACCCCUGGAAGAUAUUGAUCCAUACUACAGUGAUCACAAGACUUUUAUGGUGAUAAAUAACAGGAGGACUAUUUUCCGGUUUACUGCCACGCCUGCCUUGUGUAUAGUUGGUCCUUUUAAUCCAGUCAGAAAAGCAGCAAUUAAAAUUCUGAUCCAUUCAUAUCCUUUUAUUGGCUUCCGUUAUUUCAGUUUUAAAGUAUACUGUACCAUUUUCUGUCAUUCUUUUCCUCUGUUCAUAUUAAUAUAUGUUUUUACUGGCAUAUAUACUGGUGAAAUAGUGAUAAAAAUAUUAGCAAGAGGAUUUGUUUGGAAUGAAUUUACCUUCCUUCGAGAUCCAUGGAACUGCUUGGAUCUUGUCGUUACUAUCGUAACGUAUGUUACUAUGUGUAAAAUUGUGGGCAAGGUUUCAGCUCUUCGAACUUUCAGAGUACUGAGGACUUUGAAAGCUAUUUCGGUAAUACCAG
Messenger RNA from Pelecanus crispus (Dalmatian pelican), 697 nucleotides. NCBI's taxonomy places the organism in Eukaryota, Metazoa, Chordata, Aves, Pelecaniformes, Pelecanidae. The record is from RefSeq and is a predicted model, not a curated record.